Molecule: messenger RNA, 5040 nt
Organism: Carassius gibelio (silver crucian carp)
Lineage: Eukaryota; Metazoa; Chordata; Actinopteri; Cypriniformes; Cyprinidae
Product: toll-like receptor 8
Exons: 3
Coding region: 280-3354 (1024 amino acids)
Biological process (GO): canonical NF-kappaB signal transduction; defense response to virus; toll-like receptor signaling pathway
Cellular component (GO): plasma membrane
Molecular function (GO): pattern recognition receptor activity; protein binding
Source: RefSeq, a predicted model, not a curated record
UGUACUAAUCCACACAGCGACCAGUAAAAUGUGUCUAAUAAAACACAUCAAACAAAUGAUGGUCAUUAAACAGAAACUGAACCGUUCAUAUUAUUCAGUGGACUGCCAGGUGUCGAUCUCAAGUAGCAUUUAGAGCUGUUAGUGUUAAAAUAAUCUUUAACAGUUAAACCAAAACUUCCUGUUUCCUAAAUGCAACUGUGUGUUCAUCACCAGACUCGGCUUAUUUUCUGUCUACACAUUGCAUAGCUUGCACCGGGACAUUACAUAGACAUUUCUACCAUGGUGAUAAAAUUAAACCCCUGGCUCAUUUUGACACUGAAGAUCACACUAACCCUGUGUCAAAUGGACACGGCGAGUCUAAAGACUCAACCCUGCGAUAUACAUGAGAAUGUAACUACAAUGACAGUUGUGGUCAACUGCCGUGGACGUGGACUCAGAAAGGUGCCAAUGCUCUUACCAAACACAACCCGCCUUGAUCUCUCCGAGAACAAGAUCAAGAACAUAACAGCAGGAGAUUUCCGAGACCUGGCGAAUCUGACCAAUCUAAAUCUGAACUGGUUGAAUAAGAAUGAGAAGGUCCUUAUUGGAGCUGGGGUGUUUUCCAAUAUGACCAUGCUACAAACACUGGACCUCAACGGGAUUGGUCUGAAGAAUGUACCAAAAGAUAUUCCAAAGAAUCUGCGAGAACUAACGCUGGUUGAGAACAAGAUCACCCGGUUAAACGCAACAUCAUUCAGGCAUGUGCAAAAUCUGUCAGUCAUUUACCUUUCAAAAAACUGCUACUACUGGAAUCCUUGCUCAAGUUAUUAUCAUAUAGAAGAAGGAAGUUUUUCUGUCCUUACCAAGUUGAAACAUCUUACUUUGUCUUACAACAACAUAACUCAUGUCCCUAAAGGCUUACCUGCCUCACUAAGAACUCUUGAGCUUGCUUCAAACAGAAUAUCGUACGUCGGAGAGCACGAUUUCCAAGGGCUCGACAAUCUGACAAGUCUAAAGAUACAAGGGAACUGUCCACGGUGUCAUAAUGCUCCAUAUCCGUGCACUCCGUGUAAAAACGUUUCCAUUGAAAUUCAUCCACGAGCCUUUGCGGGCCUUGAAAAGCUGCGUAUUCUGCACCUUGCGGGGAAUUCGAUACAGAAAAUCGAUCCUACUUGGUUCGCAAACCUCUCAAAGCUCGAGGAACUCUACCUAUCGUUUAAUUUCUUGUUCAGUGCUGUUGCCGAGAAUGUUUUCCUGAAUAAUCUACCACUGCUGACAAAACUCGAUCUCUCGUUUAACUAUGCCCUCAAGUGUUACCCAGACACAGUGACAUUAUCGCCCAGCUUUGCGAACUUGACCUCUCUGAGGACUCUGCACCUUCGAGGUUUGGUUUUUCGCGAAAUCCAUGAAGAGACGUUCAGCUCUCUGUUUGGUUUACGAAAUCUGUCUGUGUUGGAUGUAGGAAUAAACUUCAUUGUCCGCGCAAAAGCGGACGUAUUUGAAAAGUUUCAACAUGUGAAACUAAUCUAUCUUUCAGAAAACAGACUUUAUCCGGUGACUGUAAAUGGAGAGUUGCGUAGAGACGUGGGCAUUGGUUUAAAAUCUUCAUCUAUGGUGCCAUCAAUGUCAGAACCUUUUCCUAAAGAUAAUUCUUUUGACGUUCCGAAAGAUCUCGUAAAACCAGAGUGCUACGCUACCGGACGUGUGAUGGAUCUCAGCCGAAAUAACCUGUUCUUAAUCUCGCCUGAACAGUUUGAAACAUACGGGAAAAUAUCUUGCCUCAAUCUCUCAAGAAAUGGCUUUGCCACUGCUCCCAAUGGAUCUGAAUUCACAUCGCUCCCAGACCUCAAAUAUCUAGACUUGUCCUAUAACAAAAUUGAUCUGGCGUACGAUUACGCCUUCCGAGAGUUACAGAGUCUCGAGGUGCUAGAUCUUAGUUACAACCCUCAUUACUUCACUGUACAAGGCGUGACGCACAAUUUGAACUUUCUCAAAAAUUUGCCCGCCUUGAAAGUGUUAAAUAUGAGCUACAACAGCAUCUAUACGUUAACCACCAAAACCAUGUCAAGCAAGUCUCUUAAAGAGCUGCAAUUCCAGUACAAUAGUCUCGGGAAGAUGUGGAGGGUGAAAGACAAAACCUACGAUAAGCUAUUCGAAGACUUGACCAAUCUGACCUAUCUUGACAUAUCCUAUAACUACAUCGAGAAGAUCCCUCCUGCAAUUUAUAAACAUCUUCCCCGAUGCAUUCAAAGGUUGCAAAUAAGCCACAAUCACCUGACAAAUGUUAGUUGGGAAAGCUUGAGACAAUUCCCUAAUCUCCGAGAGCUCAUUUUAAAUAACAACAACAUCCUUAAAAUAUCUGGUAACUUGUCAGUUGAUGUUCCUUCUUUAGAGUUCCUUGAUCUGCGGAACAACCGUAUAUACGAGCUCUCCGGUGGAUUCCUCCUGGGAGCGGUAAACCUAAAGAAUCUUGAUCUCAGUCACAACCACCUCAUAACCAUCAACCAGUCCACGUUUCCAUCUGAAACCGAGAGAUACCUGAAGACGUUGUGGCUCAACGGAAACCCUUUCCACUGCACAUGCAACCUGCUUGAAUUUAUUCUGUGGAUUCGCAAGACUAACGUGAAGAUCCCCAGAUUGGUGACUGCAGUGACGUGUACCAUGCCAGAAGAGAGGAAAGGUUUGGCAGUGGUGCAUUUUGACAUUAAAGAAUGCAUCGAUGACCAGUUGGCCUUUCUGGCGUACUUCUUCUCCAUUGUUUGCAUCAUAUGCACUACUUUCGUGGCCGUCUCAAUGCACCUUUUCUACUGGGACGUUUCCUACUUAUUCUACUAUUUGAAAGCCAGAUUCACUGGGUAUAAGCACCUGAGCUCUGACAGCUGCCUCUAUGACGCCUUCAUCACCUACGACACCAAGGACACGCAGGUGUCUGACUGGGUGCUCAAUCACCUGCGAGUGCAGCUGGAGGAACAAGGCGAGCGAUUCCUGCCCAUCUGUCUGGAGGAACGGGACUGGAUUCCCGGUUCUGCCGUUCUGGACAGUCUCACGCAGAGCAUCCAACACAGCCGCAAAACCGUCUUCGUCCUGACCGAGCGCUACGUGAACAGCGGCUCCUUUAAGCUGGCAGUGUUCCUGGCGCACCAGAGGCUCCUGGAGGAUAACGAGGACGUGAUAGUGCUGCUGCUGCUGGAGCCCGUGUUACAGCACUCACACUUUCUGCGGCUGCGCAGGCGUCUCUGCGGGCGCAGUAUCCUCGAGUGGCCGCACUCACCGUCCGCCGAGGCCUGGUUCUGGCAGUCGCUGCGCAACGCCAUCCGUGUGGACAACCAGGCCAUGUACAGCGAGCUCUACAGCAGAUACUUCACCACUAAGUAGAAGAAACGAAGCAUAAACCUGGUUUGAGCUACAGAAACUCAAAUCUAAUUAUGUUAGACUUGUUUUUUGUUUUUUUUUACUGCCUGUGGAAAUCUGUGUAUUAGAAAGCAAAUAGACUUGAGAAACGAUCAAUGAAUGUUGAUGAAAAUUCUUUUACUAUUCUAGAUUUUUGUAUAAAGUGUAAGUAGAGAACAAAAGCGCACAUGAAAAGAAAAAGAAAAUAAUUUAGGCAUUGUGUGUGAGUGUGUGUGUGUGUGUGUGUGUGUGUGUGUGUGUGUGUGUGUGUGUGUGUGUGUGUGUGUCAUAUCAGGACACAACUGUGUAUAAUGACAUGGGUAUGACACAGGUAUAACAAGGGGAGGUUGACUUAUUUUCACAAUUUUUCAAAACGCUUAUAAAUCAUACAGAGUUAGAGAUGAAUCAUAUAGAGUUUUUUUGAGAAAGUAAAAAUGCACAAAGUUUCCUGUGAGGGUUAGGGUUAGGUUUAGGGUUGGUGAAGGGCCAUAGAUUAUACAGUUUGUACAGAAUAAAAACCAUUACACCUAUGGGAUGAACACACUUUACACAAAAACAAACGUGUGUGUGUGUGUGUGUGUGUGCACUUUUAAAAUAAUAAUAAUAAUAAUAUUAUUAUUUAUAGUGCCUUUCUGAAACCCAUGGUUGCAUAAGUUUGGAUUUUUUUUUUAAAUAAAUAGACAAAUAAAAUUAAAUAGACAGAUAACAAACAUACAUAACAAAAUGCAAUACACAGACCAAGAGCUGAAGAGUAAUGUUUUAAGAGUUUUUUUUUUUUUUUUUAAGAAAAUCUGACAGUUAUUUAAAAUUUAGUCCAAACUACAUUUCUUCUCUUUGCACACAUACAAACAUUUGAGAAAGAGUGAAGGAGCAUUUAAAAACAGAGCAUCUGUUUUCUUAAUUUCCAUCACAAAAUUAUGUAUAAAGGCAGCAUAUUUUCUUAUUAGUCAUUUUUUUAUUUUAUUCAACAUUUUAAGAGGAAAAGAACAUGCCCAGUCCUUCACUUGGUCACUAAAGUUUUAAUCACCUGUAUUUUCUUUCUUGUUUUUCUUUUAAUCUAAAACAAAAACAUAAUGUGGAAUCAAACCAUUAAAACUAAAGUUAAUUACAAACUUUAUUAUUUGGCUUUGCACAAACAAGUCAGAGAAAAAUGCAAAGGAAAGUUUCACAAGGAACAUCUGUUUUAAUCAAUAAAUGAUGAGAAAGGCAGGAAAUGUUCAUGUUAGUUAUUUUUAUUGGAAAUUUGGGAGAUGAUUAGUGACUGGCAUGAUAACAAGAUUAAUCCUUCACUCGAUAACUAAUGUUUUAAUUAGUUUCUUACAUUUUUAUUUAAUUAACACACUUGUAUAAAAAUGUACAUUUUGACUAUUAAAAAUGUUAUUUUCAGUUCAUGGUGUUUCUCUUUUAAAAUAUACAAACACACACAAGAUUUACAAAGAAACAUUCAAGCAUCUGAUCCCUGAUUUUCUUUAGAAAGGUAAACUAUUUUUAUUGCAAAAUGUAUAAAUGCAUUUGGAAUUGAAAGUGAAAAGGACCUGUACAAGAUGAAUAUUUUACUAAGUCACUAAUGUUUUAAUUAGUCUGUUUUUAUUUUUAUCCCAGGCAGAAAAUCUCUUGUAAAAUCUUGUAAAAUUUAAAUUCAAACUAUUAAAAUAAUAUAAUUUAAACAUU